CUGGUAUUUACAUCGCUAAUGCACGUGUUUUAGUAAGUGUACCGCCGCCAUUGCCCUCAGUGAAGCAACAAGCCGAGAGGUUGCAUUUAAUUUUGAUUAUAUUCCAACCAACAACUAAAACAAUCAUUAAAAUGACCGAGGAAGUGAACCCGAAAGCAUUCCCCCUGGCAGAUGCCCAACUGACGGCCAAGAUAAUGAAUCUGCUGCAGCAGGCUCUGAACUACAACCAGCUGCGAAAGGGCGCCAAUGAGGCCACCAAGACGCUGAACCGUGGUCUGGCCGACAUUGUGGUGCUCGCUGGGGACACUGAGCCGAUCGAGAUUCUGCUCCACUUGCCGCUGCUGUGCGAGGACAAGAACGUGCCGUAUGUGUUUGUGCGCUCCAAGCAGGCGCUGGGCCGCGCCUGUGGCGUCUCCAGGCCCAUCGUGGCCUGCUCGGUGACCACCAACGAGGGCAGCCAACUGAAGUCGCAGAUUACUUCCAUUCAGCAGGAGAUUGAAAGGCUGUUAGUUUAGGUUUAAGUGAAUGGUUUAAGCAACCAUGCGUACAAAGUCGUAACAUAAAUAAAAGCGUGUAGCGUGUAUUUUUCCAGUA
Messenger RNA from Drosophila obscura, 594 nucleotides. It is a transcript of the gene hoip, whose product is annotated as NHP2-like protein 1 homolog. The record is from RefSeq and is a predicted model, not a curated record. Gene Ontology annotation, cellular component: small-subunit processome; box C/D methylation guide snoRNP complex; precatalytic spliceosome. Gene Ontology annotation, molecular function: RNA binding. Gene Ontology annotation, biological process: maturation of SSU-rRNA; mRNA splicing, via spliceosome; ribosome biogenesis. The transcript is spliced from 2 exons. Bases 132 to 515 code for a protein of 127 amino acids. Lineage: Eukaryota; Metazoa; Arthropoda; Insecta; Diptera; Drosophilidae.